This is a messenger RNA of Dalotia coriaria, 2215 nucleotides long. RefSeq lists its product as uncharacterized. The record is from RefSeq and is a predicted model, not a curated record. NCBI's taxonomy places the organism in Eukaryota, Metazoa, Arthropoda, Insecta, Coleoptera, Staphylinidae. The transcript has 6 exons. Bases 161 to 1939 code for a protein of 592 amino acids.
AAGAUGUCUUCAUGUGAAAUGUGUGUUCCGAGUUUAAACAAAUUGUGCGUGUAAUCGUGCGGAGUUUGCAAAGUGUAUGAACUAACAUGGGACAACUUUCACUCUGUACUCGCAGAUGAACCAACGAAUAUAAAAAUCGUCUGCAGUUUGCACAUUCACAAUGAUAGCUAGAAGUCCUUCCCGUCGAAGACGCGCUUCGCGCAGUGGCGGAUCGUCUCCACAGCCGGUUCGCUCGACCCGUGUUCCGACCUCUCCAGCAGUGAGCCCAGGGCGCAGAGCAAGUAUCGCCGUUUCCCCAGUAGACAGCGAACGCAUCCAGCGUCACAUGCUUGCUCCAGAAAUGAUGAGUCGAAGCCCGCGGCAUUCUAUCAUUCCCGAUAUAUCCCUAGAAUCUCGCAGCAAUUCCUCAACCGAAGACAUUGACGUGCCUAUUGCGCGCAGCCACUCUCCACGAAACAGCUUGGUCCCAGAUAGUUCACGAAGUCCUAGACAUUCCCUAGUGCCGGGUGACUAUUCUCGCAGCCCCAGAAAUAGUCUAGUUCCCGAUGGACACUACAAUCGCAGUCCUAGGAACAGUCUUGUGCCUGAGGUGUCAAAAAGUCCAAGACAUAGUCUAGUUCCAGAUCAAACGUCAAUGAGUCGAAGUCCGAGGCAUAGUCUAGUGCCAGAUGGAAAUGGGUCAAGAUUGAAUUUGGAUUUUAACCGGAGUCCAAGAAACAGUCUACUGCCAGAUGGCACAAGAGAGGCAAGAAACUCCAGGUUAAACGAAGACCAGAUGAAUUGGGGAUCUGGUAGUCCCGAUGAAAUUGUAAACAUGAACAGGAGUCCCCGGCAUAGUAUAGUACCAGAUGGAAAUAGAAGUCCACGUGGGAGUAUAGCUGUUGAUCGGGAUAGAACAGACAGAACAAGCCCAAGAGGGUCCAUUGCCAACGAGUACAUCGAUCGCAGUCCAAGAGGCAGUAUUGCAGGCGACGGCCGAAAUCAUAGAGAACCAUUGAGCAGCCUGAACAAAAACAAUAAAUUUGACAGAUCCAACGAUAUGCUCGAUAGAAAUGACAGGAGUCCAAGGGGGAGUUUGACCUUGACCUUUCAAGACCCACCCUCUAAAUAUCCAAGGAGAUAUAGUACUGAUUAUGGACAAAAAGGACGCAGCGCUUCUCCUUACAGGUCCUCUCGAGGGAACCUCAAUCAAGGGUACAACCAGAGCCAAACCACAUGCAACGAAAGCGGUUCACGGAGAGCGAGCAGCUCGGUUAGUCAGGUGUCUGGUGAUGAACAAAAACGUUUGUUUUCGGAAAAGAAUUAUGGUGACGGCGAAGCUGGUCUUGGAAUCGGACUCACCCUAACAACCUACGGAUCAGUGGCGUAUCAGCUCAAAGACGCCAAUUUGGAAGCCAACGAUACAUGCGACUUCAUCUUCAAAGCACUGCAGAUUUUCAACAAAACAGUUGUGGUUACCGUGGUACUGGUCUUCUUAUCAACUCUGCCAUUGCUAAUGCUUAUCAUGGGAGCACAAUUCCUGCGUGAUUGUCCCCGCGAACAAUACAUCCCCAUCUACAUGUUGGUAGGUGGUACGGUGGGAUGUUUAAAGAUGGCGUGGAUUCUCUGGGACCAACUGUACACUCGUCGGCUAGCCGCAGCGGGAGCCACAAACAGCUCCAACAUAGGAUCCCGUAUCCUAUCCCUUGCGCUAACCAUCUUCCUUCUCGUAUGGUUCGCUCUGGGUAACUACUGGAUUCUUCGCAUCAAGUGGCCCGACUACGCUCCCACACUCUUCGAACCAAAUCGUUGGUGCCAUCGUACUCUCUACGUCUUCGCUAUUGUGCAUCUGUUCAUAAUUUACGCGAUUGCCGGCGUGGUUGUUUUGCUGGUAAUUAUCCUCGCCGGAUGUCAAGCGUUUGGCUGCCCAUGGCUCGGACCUGCCGGCUCAUACAAAUAGCGAAUGCGCUAUGAGAAAACCCAAGGUGCUAGCGAUAGCAGUCUACCGGAGAACUUCGAGUUGUGGGAUAUGCCGAGAGGAUAUCAUUGAACCAGGUGAGGAGACAAAUGCGCUACAACUAGCUUCUGGCUAGAUUUGAAAAGUCUGACGAGGUACUUCCAAUUUGACGUUUUAUAUUGAGACCAGCAUUAAAUACUAACAACGCGAUCAAGCAAAAACUUUUAAAUACUUUAAAAUGCAUUAUUGAUUGCACUGCGUCAAUGUAAAUGUACUGUA